ACUUCUAUGGAGUUAGAGAGAAAUGCAAAAUGGAUUUGGUUUUGUCUCUCAUCAUUACCAUUUCCCUGGUUCUCCCUUUUACUGGGAGAUGCAACCAUGUCUACAGCAGGAGUGAUUUCCCUGAGGGCUUCUCUUUCGGAUCCGGUGCUUCUUCUUAUCAGUGGGAAGGGGCGGCUGAUGAAGACGGGAGAACGCCGAGCAUCUGGGAUACUUACGUUCACUCUCGUAACUUAGAUAAUGGAGACAUAGCAUGUGAUGGCUAUCACAAGUACAAGGAAGAUGUGCAGCUCAUGGUGGAAACUGGCUUAGAUGCCUUCAAAUUCUCCAUCUCUUGGUCUAGGCUUAUACCAAAUGGAAGAGGCCCUGUUAACCCAAAGGGUCUCCAGUUCUACAAAAACUUCAUCCAACAACUUGUAACUCACGGAAUUGAACCACAUGUUACACUGUACCACUACGAUCAUCCCCAGGCUCUUGAGGAUGAAUAUGGAGGAUGGCUCAACCGCACUAUCAUUAAAGACUUUACUGCUUUCGCAGACGUUUGCUUCAGAGAGUUUGGGAGUCACGUUAAAUUCUGGACCACGAUCAAUGAGGCUAAUAUAUUCACCAUUGGAGGUUACAACGAUGGUAUAACACCGCCUGGUCGAUGUUCCAGAAACUGCUUGUCAGGGAACUCUUCGUCUGAACCGUACAUAGUAAGCCAUAACUUGCUUCUUGCACACGCCUCGGUUUCAAGAUUGUAUCGUCAAAAGUACAAGGGUAUGCAGGGAGGUUCCGUCGGCUUUGGCUUAUUUGCAAUAGGGUUUUCUCCUUCUACAAGCUCCAAGGAUGAUGAAAUUGCAACUCAAAGAGCCAGAGAUUUCUACUUAGGCUGGACGCUAGGGCCUCUUGUAUACGGAGACUAUCCAUACGUAAUGAGAAGAACCAUUGGAUCAAGACUGCCAUAUUUCUCAGAGGAAGAAUCAGAAUUAGUAAAAGGCUCCUCUGACUUUGUAGGAAUAACUCACUACACUGCAGCUAUUGUCACAAACGUCAAACCUUAUUUUUCAGGAUACUCAGAUUUCUACUCAGACACUGGCAUAACUUUGACGUACCUUUGUAAUGACUCAUCUACUGGGUUGCUUUUGGACACAUGUGAUGAUACUCCAUGGGCUAUGGAAGGUGUCCUGGAGUAUAUAAAGCAAAGCUAUGGCAAUCCUCCUGUCUACAUUCUGGAGAAUGGUAAACCGAUUAAGGGGGAUUUUCAGCUGCAAGAGAAGGACACACCAAGGAUCGAGUACUUACAGGUUUACAUUGCUGCUGUGCUCAAAGCCGUUAGGAAUGGUUCUGACACGAGAGGCUACUUUAUAUGGUCAUUGAUGGAUUUGUACGAGUUACUUGACGGAUACGGUUCUAGCUUUGGGUUGUACUAUGUGAAUUUCACCGAUCCUCAUCUCACAAGAUCUCCAAAACUCUCUGCUCAUUGGUACUCAGCUUUUCUCAAGGGCGAGACCACAGUUCUUGGUUCUCAUGGCAUCGCGCAAUUGCAAAUCAACUUCUCUUCUUCCUCUUUUUAAUGUUGCCUUUAUAUAUUCUGAUUUGGAUCCUACCCGGAUUAAUGCUUUGGCACUUUGUAGCGUUUUGACCAAGUCACAUGACUAAAUCUUGGUAGAUUAAGACAUUUACUUUGUUCUCUAAUGGCUUUCUUACAGUUUACGUUUACAA
Messenger RNA from Brassica oleracea var. oleracea, 1701 nucleotides. RefSeq names its product beta-glucosidase 3-like. NCBI's taxonomy places the organism in Eukaryota, Viridiplantae, Streptophyta, Magnoliopsida, Brassicales, Brassicaceae. Bases 30 to 1553 code for a protein of 507 amino acids. The transcript is spliced from 13 exons. The record is from RefSeq and is a predicted model, not a curated record. Gene Ontology annotation, biological process: carbohydrate metabolic process. Gene Ontology annotation, molecular function: beta-glucosidase activity.